Brugia malayi is the source of this 1092-nucleotide messenger RNA. RefSeq lists its product as uncharacterized. The record is from RefSeq and is a predicted model, not a curated record. Gene Ontology annotation, molecular function: cysteine synthase activity; cystathionine beta-synthase activity. The transcript is spliced from 8 exons. The coding region runs from base 1 to 1092 and encodes 363 amino acids. Lineage: Eukaryota; Metazoa; Nematoda; Chromadorea; Rhabditida; Onchocercidae. Gene Ontology annotation, cellular component: cytoplasm.
AUGAAGUGGAAAUGGAGCACGCUAGAUCCAAAAAAGAACGAAUGUCCUUUUCCAUUCAAGCCAUGGCGUACAGCACCAAAUAGAGUCAAUGGGGAAGCAGCGGAAAAUGUGAGAUACGAAAAGAAAAUGGUCAUUGAUAAUAUUCUGGAAGCGAUUGGUGAAACACCGUUAGUUCGCCUAAAUUAUAUACCAAAAAUGUUUGGUGUUAGAUGUCAAGUUUAUGUGAAAUGUGAUUAUCUGAAUCCUGGAGGAUCAAUAAAAGAUCGUAUUGCCUAUAGAAUGGUUGAAUUGGCUGAAGAGAUGGGCUACCUGAAACCUGGAAUGACAAUAAUUGAACCUUCUUCUGGAAAUACUGGGAUCGGCUUAGCACUAGUCGCUGCAGUCAAGGGUUACCGUUGCAUUAUCGUGAUGCCGGAAAAAAUGAGUCAGGAAAAGGAAAACAUUUUGCUGGCUUUGGGUGCUGAAGUAGUACGCACCUCAACGGAAGCAUCAUUUUCGGAUCUCAAGUCACAUAUCGGUGUCGCCUUUAGAUUACAGAAGGAACUUCCCAAUGCUAUUAUCCUGGAUCAGUACACAAACAUCGCUAACCCCUUGGAACAUUACGAUAAAACUGCGGAAGAAUUAUUAUACGCAUUGGAUGAUAAUUUGGAUGUGCUUGUAGCUGGUGCUGGAACAGGUGGUACUAUAAGUGGGAUCGGUCACAAACUCAAGGAAGUUUGUCCAAAGUGUAAGAUUGUUGGUGUUGAUCCUAUAGGCUCAAUUCUUUCUGAUCCAGAACAUAAUGAAGUUUCAACCUAUGAGGUAGAAGGAAUUGGUUACGAUUUUAUUCCUACAGUGUUGGAUCGUGAUAUUAUUGAUUUGUGGAUGAGAAGCAAUGAUAAGGAUUCAUUCGAAACAUCUCGUUUAUUAGCCAAACACGAAGGUUUGCUAUGUGGUGGCAGUGCAGGAGCUAAUGUUUUCUGCGCUAUGCAGGUUGCCAAAGAGUUAACUGAAAAUCAAAAAUGUGUUGUCAUAUUGCCAGAUGGAAUCACUAAUUAUAUGACGAAGUUUGUGAAUGACGAAUGGAUGAAGUGCCGUUUAUUCCGCACAUGA